Molecule: messenger RNA, 3513 nt
Organism: Manihot esculenta (cassava)
Lineage: Eukaryota; Viridiplantae; Streptophyta; Magnoliopsida; Malpighiales; Euphorbiaceae
Product: glycogen synthase-like
Exons: 7
Coding region: 363-1106 (247 amino acids)
Source: RefSeq, a predicted model, not a curated record
UUCAAUUACUUUGUGAAAUCUUGCCCAUAAAUUCUUCUGGGUUUGCUUCAAAUUGCAUUCUCCAUCAUUCAUAACCUGUAUUCCACCUCAUUUUAGAUAUUGUUUGUGUUUUUGUAAUUUUUGGCCUGAAGAUCGAUCUGGGUGUGCUUCAGAAUCAGUAAUAUCAUCAUCCAGAAUCUCAAUUGCUUCUGCAAGUAUGGUUUCUUUGACUGGUUCAAUGUUAUUUCCUGCUACUGCACCGCAUGGCUCUACUGGGUCUGCUAGAUUCUCUAUUUGGAGUACGGACACAACCUCUUCGUUCUGCUAUAAUCAGAGAAAGGUUCUCUGCGCUUGUAUGGCACCUCUGCGAAACAUAGGCCGCGAUGAAUAUCGAGCAACCAAAUUCAAUGUGUGACCAGGAUUCUUAUAAAUCAAAGCAAUUAGGGACGGUAUUGGAACCAGAGGAUGAUUCUGAUGUUCUAAUUGAAGGUAAAAAUGUCUACAAGUCAUUUGGGGAUAAGGAUGUACUGAGAGGUGUCAGCUUCAAGGUUGGUGGCUUGGGAGAUGUUGUGACCGGUCUUGGAAAAGCACUAAAAAAGAGAGGACACCUUGUGGAAAUUAUUCUGCCAAAAUAUGACUGCAUGCAAUAUGAUGGUCUUCCUGUUUACUUUAUUGAGCCUCAACACCCUGACAAGUUCUUUUGGAGAGGGCAGUUUUACGGAGAACAUGAUGAUUUCUAUCGUUUUUCGUUUUUCAGCCGUGCUGCACUUGAAUUGCUUCUUCAAGCUGGCAAAAAACCAGACAUAAUUGCCAUGACUAAUUUAAAAUUUGCUUCUGCCUUAAUUUUCUUACAGUGCAUGAUCAUACAUUUUACAACUACGGAAAACUAUAUGAAUGGGUCAUUUGAUUCUCUGUUUGGAGUUUUCUUGAAUAUUUGUUAUUUUCUUUGUGAAUGUGCAUCCAAUCCUAGAAGUCUUUCAUAUUUUAUUGAAUACUUGGGCUGCAUAACAAGAAUGGUGCCACAGAAAGGUGUACACCUUUUCCUACUCCUCUGUCAGUUCCAAGCUUACUCCUCUGGACAGAUACUUUUAGUUUACUUGUUCAUUUCUUUUGUAGAGGGAAUUUGAGGUAUCGCAAAUCACUUUCAGAAUCAUGAGCACAUUCGGCUGAUAUUGAAGAUGAUUAACCUCUUUCUCAUUCCAUUUAUGCAGCAUCUGACAUGUUCUGUCAUCCCAUCUAUCUUUGAGCCUUGUGGCCUUACACAGGUAAAGCUAUCAAUCUUGCCUAUGCAAAUUUUCUAGAAUGGCAAAUAACCGAGUAUUCACUCCUAGUCCAAUGAUAUCUGGUGGAUUUGAGAGUGAUAUCUUUAUAGAUCUCACUUUGAAUCAGUGACCUAGUGAACAUAAAUUAAUAUUUUAGGAUAAUUCUUGGGGCUUGAGGACUCCGGGGGACUUAACAUAAGAUUUUAUUCAUAACAUAUGUGACGUGCUUUUUGCAUAUUCAACAACUUUCCUGAAAUUAUUUACAAGUAUCAUGAUUCAUCAACUCAUUAUUUUUUCUCUCCCCUAGUGUCUUUGAUGUUGAUGAUGAGACAAUUCCUCUUCAGUUUCGAAAUGGAUAUACAUUCUUGAAUCCUGAUGAGCAGGCAAUUGACUAGAGCUGGUUACUUGAUUUUUAUCUUAAUUAGGUUGCUAUACCUAAGCUUUGAGCUAAUAGAACUUACUAGUAUCACCGGUCAAUCAAAAGAUGAGCCUGCAGGCUGCAUGAUCUACAAUACAACUACAAUUAUAAUCUCGACUGUUCUGAUGGUUCAAAAUGUUCCUCUGUUUUGCGAUUUUGUCAGAUUUGUAUUUAACAUGCUAUUCUUGACUGUUAUUCUGAUGGAUAAAACAUUUGCAGGGAUCGAAUGGUGCUUUAGAACUUGCAUUUAACCAUUACAGGAACGAUCCUGAGAACUAUAGCGACGAUUUGAUUUCAACUACCUGUAAUUGUUUCAUUUUCAUGGAAUUUUCUGUGGGAAAUUUAUCCUUUCAGAGUAGAAGAUGACAGUUCUUUUACAAGACAGUCGCAGAGAAGAUGCACUUUUAGCAUGCAAAAAUUACAUUAUGCUUUGAAUUAAAUCACAACAAUUUACAUAUCAUCACAGCCCAAUAUAAUCUGAAGUUCAAACAUAAAAACUCUCCUUUUUUUUCUCAUGUGGGUCAUGGUACAAAUUUCUGCAAGUGUGAGUAGACUAGGGAUACCCAACUAUAACUGGUGGUCUGAGGCUUGGUCUCUUUUGUGGGUCGUGGUACAAAUUUCUCCAAUGUCCUACCUGCAGCUACAAGGCUUUCGUCCUUUUCCAAGCCAUUGGAAAGGCACUUUCUACUGAAGGCAAGGGCCAUGCAGAACGUAGGAUUGACAGGCUUGACGUUUUGGUCGCCAAAUGUUAAACAUUUUUCGUGAUCCCAGAUGGGGAAGAGGCUAAGAGGCCCCUGGUUAGAAGUCCAUUUAUUAUUUUUCUUUUGUGUGCUUUUGAAUUGUGAUAAUUCAGGUAACAAAGCAAGACAUGGAAGAUACAUUUCAACCUCCAUUUAGAAGUUGUGUUCUUGAUGGUAAUGUUGCCAGUGUAAUGUGUUCCUACAAUCAGGUCAAUGGUAAGCCAACAUGUGCUGAUCCAAAUCUUCUUUCUGGGGUCAUUCGAGGCGAAUGGAAAUUGAAUGGAUACAUAGUUUCUGACUGUGAUUCAGUAUAUGAGUUCUUCAAUGGACAACACUAUACCAAAACACCAGAAGAAGCUGCAGCUACACAAUAUUGGCAGGUAUGGAUCUCAAUUGCUGGUGAUUCUUAGGCCAGCACACUGAAGUCUUGGUCCCACUAUGAUGAGUCGAAUAUUGACAAGGCUGUCUCAAAUAAUUUUGCUACUAUGAUGAGACUUGGUUUUUUUUUAUGGUGAUCCUACCAAGCAAAUCUAUGGAAAUCUUGGUCCAAAACAUGGUAUCCACUAUCAUAAGUACCAAUGACAAACAUGAACAUGAGAGCAGAUCCUUUGACGGGCUAUCCAGGCAGAACCUAUAGAUUUCAUACUGGAGAAACUGUUUAUUCAUCCAAGAGCUCCAAGCAUAGCCCAUCUGCAGUGAAUCACUUCAAGCUCACGGUUCUUGACAAAAGUUUCUGAGUCAGCACAGAGACCAACAAUAUCCCAUCCAUAGUCACCUGGGAACUCACUAGUCAAGUAAGACGGAAGCUCACUGGAGAAUGGACAUGGCCAUUGCCCAUGAGCUUAGGGGCAAAUGAGAAGAGCUUCACCGCCUUGCUAGUGGAAGUGGUGGGUGGAAAAGACAAGGGGUCCAAUGGGUAUUAAUAGAUAGUUGGUGAUGGAUUUCCUUAUCUCAGUGAAAUCUACGUUCAUGAUUCCAUAAGAGCGGUAUUUAAAUCUGUCACUUCAUUGGAAGAUGUAGAUUUUAUUUGUUUGUUCUUUUUAUCCGAUAUGAUAUUUUUUGGACCGCUAAAUUCUUAUAUUUAUUUAUUGUUCAUAUGGACGUUUCAUAUUUA